UGUUUGUUAUUGAAAUUUGAUCUCAACAGGAACUACAGCCACUGCUGUAAAUACCAAUCAGCCAGCAGCAGCAGUAGUAUAGGGAUGUUACCGCAGUCUUAUUAUUCACGGAGCGCAGUGAAUUGGUGAAUUCAAGCCGCACCUCUCGUCUGAAAGAAAACCCAACUCUUGUGAAAGUGCAUAAAGAAGGAGGGUUUAACCACCCGAAGAUUGAUGACAGCCAGCAGCAGUAGUUGGGUUGUAGUAUAAAAUGAGAGUGAAGAGUUUCGACUCGACGCGAGUGUUUUGUUGGAGAGCAUCAAACUUGGAAGUGUAUAAUAACAUGGAGUGCGGGAUUCUUCUUCUCCCGCUGCUGCUGACUCAUUUGCUUUUAGUGCGUGCGGCAGAUGAUGCUGUGGAUAGUACCCAGGUGAAGGCUGGAAAUGUUUCGACGGUUAACGAAUGUUACUGGUCGGGUGAGGGGCCGAUUUGCGAUGGAAAAUGUCGGGCGGGAGAAACUGUCGCCUCCGAAUCGAAGAAAAACGACGGAAACGGCUGCAUCAUUGGCAAGAAAAUGUAUUGUUGCAAGGGUGGUGCUGUUUUAUCGAGUAAUAACGGAACAGAAGCAGUGGCUCUUCACCAUGUGAAACGACAACACGUAAUUGAAGUAACCAACUCGUCGUCGACACAAGGACAACUCCUAUUAGGAGACACGAAAGAUGAUUGCUAUUGGGUCGGCAAGUCCCCAAACUGCAAAGGCUUCUGCCUGGAAGGUGAUUACAUGGUGAACACGUCCCGUACAGCCAACGGAUCCACGUGCAUUGUCGGGAAAAAGAAAUAUUGCUGCAAAGGCUCCGGCACCAAUAACACAUUAAAUGACGUGCACACUCAUUCCGGCAGCAGCAGCAGCAGCACUACAGAGGCUGCUCCCGUGAAACAAAUGACGAACGGCAAUUCAUCUUCUUCCUGCUACUGGGUGGGCAAGGCGCCCAUUUGUUUGGGAUCCUGCAGGUUCGGUGACUACGUGGCCGACAAAUCUCCCACCGGCGACGGCGGAGGGAAAUGUGAGAGUGGCCAGAAAAAGUUUUGCUGCGCUCGACAACAAUCGACCGCGCCCGUCUCGACCGAAGAGCCGCCGCCGCCCCUCAAGACAACGACCAGCAUCGGACAAAUGGACAAUGUCAACAAUUCAAUUUCCAAUUGGACAAGUGCGAGACCUUUUCAAACGCGACGUCGGCCAACGCCCAGGGGUUUGCCAAUCAACUCGACCGUCACCAAUCGCGUCAAAAUCGUCAAAAUCAAACGGAAAUUGGUCAUGUCGACACCGACAGUCGCAAACGUGUCGACGUCGAUUUCCAUGACGUCGGAAACUUCGUCAACUCUGGCGAUGGCUCAAUCGUUAUUGACUCUUCCAUCAACAACAGAAUCGACGGUAACGACAACAGCAACAUCACCAUCGACAGCAACAACAGAAUCGACGACACCGACGACGAUAACUGCUUCAACGACAGCAGCAACAACAACAGCAACAGAAUCGACAUCAACAACGACAGCAAAAACACCGUUGACAACAACACCAUCGACGACAGCAACAACACCAUCAACAACAACAACACCAUCGACGACAACUGCUUCAGCAACAACAACAACAGAAUCAACGACGACAGCAACGGCAGCAACAACACCAUCCACGACAGCACCACCGACAACAUCAGCAACAACAACAACACCGUCGACGACAACUGCUUUAGCAACAACAGAAUCAACGACAACGCCAUCGACGACAGCAACAACAACAACAACGAUAGCAACACCGACAACAUCAACAGCGACACCGACAACAACGACUUCAUCGACGACAACAACAACAGAAUCGACGACAAUAGAAACUGGGACGACGUCUUCGACGCCAAUUCGACAUCCAAUUCAUCAUCCAAUUCGUCAUCCAACUUCUCGACAUCCAACAACUUUGGCGGCACGGUCGACUUCAACAGCAACGGAAUCAACGUCACUUGCAACCGGGCCGUCAACACCAGCCUCGACGUCGAUAAAACCGACGUCGGCCAGGGCCCCGAAAAAGUUUGAACCGUUUUUCAAUCUGCCCGACGUCCUGCCCGUCCCUUUGAUAUUCCGAAUACAAAAAUCCGCCGACACGGACAUCACCAGCCUGGCUGCAAACAUUGCAACAACAUCAAUUAUUCAAUCAUCAACGACGUCAACAACCCCAACCACCUUGGAAUAAUAAAAAAACCCAAAAAAGAUCCAAUAUUAUAUCGUCCUGGCGACUGGGGUCCCGGUUUGUCAACAAACGGAAAUCCACCAGUGCACAAAUCAUCAAUAAUGGGACCGCCGAUUGUUUUGCAGUGCAGCAAGUUAUAUAUUCCUCUGUUUCGUAUCAAUGACUACUUUUGAAAUGAAUAAAAUACAACGUCAAUUGUU
Messenger RNA from Daphnia pulex (common water flea), 2418 nucleotides. RefSeq names its product cell wall protein DAN4-like. Bases 251 to 2221 code for a protein of 656 amino acids. The transcript is spliced from 7 exons. NCBI's taxonomy places the organism in Eukaryota, Metazoa, Arthropoda, Branchiopoda, Diplostraca, Daphniidae. The record is from RefSeq and is a predicted model, not a curated record.